Indicator indicator is the source of this 708-nucleotide messenger RNA. It is a transcript of the gene SERPING1, whose product is annotated as serpin family G member 1. The record is from RefSeq and is a predicted model, not a curated record. NCBI's taxonomy places the organism in Eukaryota, Metazoa, Chordata, Aves, Piciformes, Indicatoridae.
AUGGCCAGCGCCCCGCUGGAGUCAUGGCACUUCUGUGGAGCCCACCCAGGUGUCCUGAGUGGCAACGAGAGCCUGGACCUGCUACGGGUGGGUGGAAGGGUACGUGAGGCCAGCCACGGGCGGCUGCCAGGAGUGCUGCCCACCGUGCCCACCCAGCCCCAGCUGCUGCUGCUCAGCACUGUGCACCUCUGCAGUACAGACCACGGGCCCUGGUACCAUGUGCUCACAGCCACCUGGUGCGUGCCACUGGAGGCAAAGCAGACAGUGCCAAUGCCCUUCCUGUGCCCUGAACACUCACCCUGCCUGGUGCCCACCGUGACCAGACACAAGUACUCAGUGGACUCCUUCAAGACUGGGAUCUUCUGGCCCCUGGAGCGAGUACUGGACCCUCCCAUCUUCCUAGAGCUACUGCGGCGGGCGGCCCGCACCCCUCCCCGGGCCAUCCCCGCGGCACUGCCCUGCCUGCGCCUCGGCCGCGCCGUCGAUGUGGUGAUACUGGUCCAUGGCAGGGUGGUAGUGCAUGUGGCAUGGCACUGGGCACUACUGGCACUGAACGAGGCUGAUGUGGAGGCAGCAGGUGCCAAGGCUGCCUCGCUGGCACACACAGGCCUGGUGCUUGAGGACCUGCGACCCUUCCUGUUCAUCCUCUGGCAUGAUGAUGGCAAUGUUGCCCUCCUCAUGGGCUGCUGCAGCGACCCCCAGCCCUGA